AUGCCGCCCGCACGAACCGCGAGGCGGACAGUAACCGACGAGAAUGCCGAGAAUGCUGGAACCACACGUCUGACCCGAGCAAAGGCCGCCGCUCUCGACAGUGCCGCUGUUGGUGACCCUCCCAAGAAGGCUCUCACGACGAAGCGUUCGACUACCACCGCCGCCAAUGGCACUUUGGGCACUCGCAAGAGAACCGCUCUGGGAGAUGUCAGCAACGUAGCCAAGAAGGAGCCUGCGGGCAAUGCAGACGCGAAGAAAGACCCAUUGUCGAAGCCUCUCAAGCCUGCUGGAAUCCAGAAGCAGCAGCCGUCGCGUGCAAACUCGACAACGACACGUACCGUCCUUGGCCAGAAGAACUCCAACACCUCGUCCGAACUCAAGCGUCCCGCCAGUGUCUCUGGAGUCGCUGGACAUGCCACUAAGAAGAGAAACACGUCGGCGGCGAAGCCACGGAGAGAUGUCGAAGAGGACGACGAAGAGGACUCGGAGAACGCGCCGCCUGCAAAGAAUGGUGCCAGUGCUAAGCUGGAGAAGAAGUCCCGCACCAAGUCCACCAUCUCCGAGCAAAUUGAGGUUGAUGAUGAUGACGACCACGAGGAGGCCAUGGCCAAGAUUCUCAGAGACGCCAAGGACCUCGACACGGAAGACCUGGAUGACCCAUUGAUGGUGGCUGAGUAUGUGCACGAAAUCUUCGACUACAUGAAGCAAGUCGAGAUCUCUACCAUGCCCAACCCAGACUACAUGGACAACCAGGGCGAGUUGGAGUGGAAGAUGCGUGGCAUCCUCAUCGACUGGCUGCUUGAGGUCCACACGAGGUUCCGCCUGCUGCCAGAGACGCUCUUCCUUGCUGUCAACAUCAUCGACCGCUUCCUCUCAUCCAAGGUCGUUCAGCUGGACCGUCUUCAGCUGGUCGGUGUCACUGCCAUGUUCAUCGCAUCCAAGUACGAAGAGGUCCUCUCUCCGCACGUCCAGAACUUCGUCCACGUCGCCGACGAUGGCUUCAAGGACGCCGAGAUCUUGUCGGCUGAACGCUUCAUCCUCGCAACCCUCGACUACGACCUGUCGUACCCUAACCCAAUGAACUUCCUCCGUCGUAUCUCCAAGGCCGACAACUACGACAUCCAGACCCGUACCCUCGGCAAGUACCUCCUCGAGAUCGGCUGUCUUGACCACCGCUUCCUCGAGUACCCGCCAUCGCUCGUGGCUGCUGCGGCCAUGUACCUUGCACGCCUCGCCCUCGACCGUGGCGAAUGGGACGCCACGCUGUCCAAGUAUGCCGGCUACACUGAGGCUGAGAUCCAGCCGGUCUUCAAGCUCAUGGUCGACUACCUCUUUUCUCCCGUCGUGCAUGAGGCUUUCUUUAGGAAGUACGCCUCGAAGAAGUUCUUGAAGGCUUCCAUCGUCCUCCGCCAGUGGGCGAAGAAGUGGGCACCCACGUACCUUGAGAACGCUGCGCAUCCAAGCAGUGGCAAGACUCCUCGCUCUUAG
Messenger RNA from Zasmidium cellare ATCC 36951, 1488 nucleotides. RefSeq lists its product as uncharacterized. Gene Ontology annotation, cellular component: cyclin-dependent protein kinase holoenzyme complex; nucleus; centrosome. Gene Ontology annotation, biological process: G2/M transition of mitotic cell cycle; regulation of cyclin-dependent protein serine/threonine kinase activity. Gene Ontology annotation, molecular function: cyclin-dependent protein serine/threonine kinase regulator activity. The transcript has 3 exons. The record is from RefSeq and is a predicted model, not a curated record. The coding region runs from base 1 to 1488 and encodes 495 amino acids. NCBI's taxonomy places the organism in Eukaryota, Fungi, Ascomycota, Dothideomycetes, Mycosphaerellales, Mycosphaerellaceae.